GGGCUCUGGGCUCUCCGAGCUUUUCUGUUGGUGCGAGGCGGCGGUGCCACCUAGCCAUGGUGGCGAAGCAACCCACGCCUGGCGGUGGCUGUCGUCCAGCGACCACUAAGAAGUCCCCGGUCAAGGCGCCCACAGAACGCAACAGCCUCUACGUGAUGACAGACUGUUCUGGCAUCGAGGCGCCUCUCCAAGCUUUGUCCGGUUUGGGUGUGGACAUCGUACAUGUCGCUGCCAGCGAGAAUCCCAAGAGUUUGCAAAAGUUCCUGGGAAACAACAUCAAGCCGGUGUACUUCUUCAAGGACAUGCUCGAGAGGGACGAUUCCGCCAUCGAUUCCCCGAUCGACGUCUACAUUGCUGGCCCACCUUGCCAGACAUUCAGUCGUGCAGGGCGACGCGGUGGGGACGGGGCUCUGUUCAAUCGGUGCAUCGAUACGAUUGUCUCGAAACGGCCCCGUGUGUUUCUCCUCGAGAACGUAGAUGGCUUAGUGGCGAGGCAUGGCUCUCUCCUCGAGUCGUUCAUCACGCGGUUCAAAGACGAUGGCGGGUACAAUGUGUACACAAAUAUGCUGGACUCAGCGAAGGUUGGUGGAGUACCGCAGCAUCGGCAGAGGAUCUAUCUCAUCGGGAUCCUGAAGACCGUGGACGAUGGCACCUUCGAGUGGCCGCACGAGUUCAAGCAGUGCGGAAUGAAGACGAUCCUCGACCCCAAGGAGACGCCGUUCAAAAUGGUUGCCCCGAAGGCGACGCAGACCACGGCCUGCAACAAUUUGAUCGAGGCAAUUGAGGCCAUCAAGAAGCUGAGUUGGGACCCGACGAAGAAGGCGUGCGUCAUAGACAUAGACAGCACCAAGAUGAAUUGGCGUCACGACGAGUCCUUGUGCUUGACGGCGAGCCGUGGCAGGACGGGAGGUUACUACGUUUCCAAUCGUGGUCGCCGGCUCCGCUUGAACGAAUGCCUUCGCCUCCAGGCCCACAACCCGAAGCUGAUCAAGAUCGGAAAAGUUUCGGUGAACCAGAUGAUGGCGGCCGCUGGCAAUGCCAUGACGGUCAGCGUGAUCGAGCGCUUGAUGCUACGGGCCUUGCCAGCGGCGCAAUUAGCCGACUCACGCAUGCUUCAGAAGCGCUGGGAGGACCUCGCGAGUGCUACGGCCACUCUUGCGAGCAUGCGUUGAAACUAAUGGUCUGGCUUUGCGUGGGUAGCACUGCAGAGGACCGUUGAGGCGGGCGCUCAAGCGCCGUGAAGUUUCCUGGGGAGCUCGCGAGAGG
Molecule: messenger RNA, 1266 nt
Organism: Prorocentrum cordatum
Lineage: Eukaryota; Dinophyceae; Prorocentrales; Prorocentraceae
Source: the annotation of a GenBank genome assembly